AUGGCGCACGGGGGGCUGCAGGUGCUGGGGCUGGCGCUGGCGCUGGCGGGGGUGGGGGGCGCUGGUGGCGGCCGCGCGGCGCUGCCGCAGUGGCAGGUGUCCUCCUUCGCCGGGGACACCAUCAUCACGGCGGUGGUCACCUACCAGGGGCUGUGGAUGAACUGCGCCAGCCAGAGCACCGGCAUCCUCCAGUGCAAGAGCUUCGACUCCAUCCUCGCCCUGCCCGGGCACCUGCAGGCGACGCGGGCGCUGAUGGUGGUGGCGGGGGUGCUGGGGGUCCUGGCCCUGGCGGUGGCGGUGCGGGGGAUGAAGUGCACCCGCUGCGGGGGAGGGACGACCCCCCGGCGCAAGGCCGGCAUCGCGGCUGCCGGCGGCGGCCUCUUCCUCCUGUCCGGGCUGGCGGGGCUGAUUGCCAGCUCCUGGUACGGCCACCGCGUCGUCACCAACUUCUACGACCCCAUGGUCCCCGUCAACCUCAAGUACGAGUUCGGCCCCGCCAUCUUCGUGGCCUGGGCGGGGGAGGGCGGGGGGCACGGCCGGGCCUACCCCCGCAGCAAGGCCCCCGGCCCCCGGCCCCCCAGCAGCCGCGAGUACGUCUGA
Messenger RNA from Gavia stellata (red-throated loon), 600 nucleotides. Its product is annotated as claudin-7-like. Gene Ontology annotation, molecular function: structural molecule activity. The record is from RefSeq and is a predicted model, not a curated record. Gene Ontology annotation, biological process: cell adhesion; bicellular tight junction assembly. NCBI's taxonomy places the organism in Eukaryota, Metazoa, Chordata, Aves, Gaviiformes, Gaviidae. Gene Ontology annotation, cellular component: bicellular tight junction; plasma membrane.